Molecule: messenger RNA, 1332 nt
Organism: Capronia coronata CBS 617.96
Lineage: Eukaryota; Fungi; Ascomycota; Eurotiomycetes; Chaetothyriales; Herpotrichiellaceae
Exons: 2
Coding region: 1-1332 (443 amino acids)
Cellular component (GO): cytoplasm
Molecular function (GO): pyridoxal phosphate binding; L-ornithine transaminase activity; identical protein binding
Source: RefSeq, a predicted model, not a curated record
AUGGGCGAAUACAUUUCUCCGGGUCAGAAAGGCCUUGAGCUCUCACCGCAGACACAGAAAUUGUUGCAGCUGGAACAGAAAUAUGUGGCUGGCGGCUUCGAACCAGUCCCUGCAUUCUUCGUCAAGGGCAAAGGGUCGAAACUUUGGGACGUGGACGGCAAAGAAUACCUCGACUUCAUUGCCAUGUUCAGUGCCGUCAACCAGGGCCACGGCCACCCGUAUAUCGCGCAAAGGGUCAUGGAGCAAAUGGAAAAGCUUCCGCUGGCCAACCUGUGCGGCCACAAUGCUCUGUACGGCCCAUUUGCCGAGAUGAUGUGCCAACGCUUCCAGUACGACCGAAUCAUUUCCGUGACCUCGGGGACGGAAGCGGCAGAUACGGCGUGCAAGAUCGCCCGAAAAUGGGGCAUCCAAGUCAAAGGGAUACCAGCGGAUCGUUGCCUCAUACUGGGGGUGGGGUCCUCGUACCACGGGCUCGGGUCAGCGGUAUGGGGUCUGAUGGAUGCUUCAGAGACUCGCAAGCAAUAUGGGGUGGACAAUCGACUGCAAAGAAACACCAAUCCCUCCACGGGCGAGCCUCUGGCAUACCUCGAUCUUGCAGCGAUGGAGUCUUGUUUGAACGCUCACGGCAACACCGUGGCGGCAGUCAUUAUGGAAUGCUUGCAUGGGUCUGCAAGAUCUUCGGCCGACGAGAUUGCCUACGCCAGAGGCGUCUAUGACUUGUGCCGCAAGCAUAACGUGCUUUUCAUCGCCGACGAGGUCCGGCAGGGCGCGGGCAAAACGGGCAAGUUUCUUUGCCAUCAGCAUUUGGGCGACGAUUGCAAACCAGACAUUGUGACCAUGGGCAAGUCCAUCACGGGAGGCUUCUAUCCUCAGGCGUUCGUGCUUGGAUCUGAGGCGGUCAUGUCACUUGUCGGCUCUUUCCAACAGGCGGCAACGUUCGGCCACACACCUCUCGCGCUGGCCGCUGCCCGGGCCGCCAUUGAGGUCAUUGACAGUGAAAACCUGGUGGAAAGGGCUGUGGCGAUUGGGGAGAGGUGGAGAAGCACGGUUGAUGGUUGGAACCACCCGGAGGUGGACUAUGUCGCCAGCAUUGGGGCGGAUUCGAAUCUCUAUUUCCGAAACUUGAGCGGGUCCAGGGUCGCUGCACUUUGUAUGCACAAAGGUCUCUUCACGCAUCCAGCUCCGCGAGGUCUUCGCCUGAGCUUCGCCAUGACGAUGACGGACGAAGAACUCGAUCGUGGGGCAGCCAUCAUCAAAGAAGCUCUGGAUGAGAUCCACCUCUAUGAAGAUAUCCCGGGAGAGAGAUUCCAUGACCCGAAGCAUUCUCAUUGA